Molecule: messenger RNA, 11692 nt
Organism: Porites lobata
Lineage: Eukaryota; Metazoa; Cnidaria; Anthozoa; Scleractinia; Poritidae
Source: the annotation of a GenBank genome assembly
AUGAAUCCGUACGCGUAUCAACAAGCGCAACUACAUCAGCAACAGCCACAAUAUCAGUUUCAAGGACAGUUCGCCCAACCACAACAAUAUUAUUAUGUUCAACCUCAAGCGUCGACACAACAGGCAUUUCAAGUGCCGCAGACAUACGCCGCUCAGCAGUAUGGAGCUGUUCGUUAUCAAAAUCAGCAAGCUGUUUCCGCUGUGGGACAGUAUCCCGUGCAAGGAUAUGGACAAGUUGUCGGGACACAGCAAUACGCUGUGGCAGGACAAGGCUAUUAUGCUGUCCCCGGUGCUCAGGUAGCAAACCAAGGCCUUGAACAAACUGUUCAGUCUCAGCAACAAAGUGCUACGGAAAAUCAAGCACCACCUCUGCCACCAGAGCAGCAAUCAGAUCCUUCUGCUCCUCCUCCGCUCCCUCCUGAACCAGCUCCUAGCUCAAGCGCCAAUGCCGCAACAUCAUCAGGAGUAUUCGGCUCUGUAGCAGGGGACCAAGGCAAUGCCGAGCAGCAGAUUUUGGAAGCACAGAAGCAGUAUCAGGAAAAGUUCGCACAGUGGCAGCAGCAGUAUGCGCAGUGGCAAGCUCAGCAUCAGAAUCACCCUGAUCAGAAACAGUAUCAAGAGUGGCAGAAACACAUGGAACAUUGGCAGCAACAGAGUCAGAGUCUACUGCAGAUACAGGCUGGUGGGCAGCAGCAGGUAUUGGGGGCUACAGCGACUGUCCAGCUUCCAGGACAGCAGCAACAACAGUUGCAGCAGCAACAUCAGUUUCAGCAGCAACAACAGCCGCAACAAAAUGUUCCAUCCCAGCAGCAUCAGCAACUUUCAUUUCAGCAUCAAGGUCAACAACAGGAACAACAGCUUUACCAGGUGCAAGGACAAAGCCAACAAGAUUUCUAUAGCAGUGAAAACCAAAUUUAUCAACAGCAACAGCAACAACAGUCUCAUCAAGGCCAGCUUCAACAACAACAGCAGCAACAAGCCCAACCACAGUGGCUUCAAAACAGAUCGCAGAAUCAACAAGGAAUUCAAUAUCAGUACAACCAACAACAACAAAACCAGUCUUACGCACAUGAACAGAGGCAACAGUGGCAACCACAUCCAGAACAUCAGCAGAAUAGUUUGGUGCAAAAUCAGGAUACUUCUAACAGUAGUCAGGUUCCAAAAUGGAUGCAAUCUGCGAAAACUACAACAAUAGCAACCAAACAGGAAUCAAAGUGGAUGCCGGCUGGUAAUUUAAAGUCAGUGAAUCAACAAAAUAUUUCUUCAGCGUCUACUAAUGAUACCAAACAGUUGCCAAGUUGGAUGCAGAAGAGGUCACCAAUGCAGCAAAAGACUUCAGAAGGAAUGCAGAAGCAAGAGGCAGAACAGAAGGACAUGCCAAGGUGGCUUCAAGAAAAGCUUGAGAAAACAGAACAAGAUGUCAAGCAAGCGGCAGCUGAGAGGGCUGCACAAGAAGUGGAAGCGCAAAGGAAGCAGAUGCCGAGGUGGAUGCAAGAUCAAGGAGGUAGAAGCAAGGCGGCUGAAUCAAGUCAGGCGCCACAGAAGUCAUUACCAAAAUGGCUUCAAGAUAAACCAUCAACCAGUGGAAAUCAGUCAGAAGGUCAAAAAACGGUUGGUCAAGUUCCAAAAUGGCUUCAAGCCAAAACAUCUGCCUCUCAAGAAAGUACUGUAUCAACAUCAACAGGUAAAUAAUCAUCUCGAUAUUGAAAAAAAGUUGUUUUAAACUUGAAAUCAUUCCAGCCUCAACUUGUCCUUUGAGCUGUUCAGGUUUUGCAAGCAGUAUCCAUAGUGACAGAUAGUAUUUUUCUUGCUCUUGUCUUUUGUACCAUAAAAUUAAUAAUAUGGUAUUGCUGCCUUAUACUGUAAGAUUACCUGAUAUGGUGCUACAGGGCUCGACGUUGCGACCUGUGGGGUUGCCAAUGCAACCAGCUUUUACUCAGUGGCGACCAAAUUUUCACGCCUGGUCGCCAACCUGGCCUCCAAGAUAGGUGACUUUCUUCUUUGGGAAAACAUUCACUAAUGAUAAUCCGUUAUCCUUCACAAAACUAAUGGAUAGGUAAUGGUUUUUCAGGGUUUUUCUAACGCUCUAAAGUUUUGCCCAAACACUCUGAACUAAUGGUUUGUCUAAACCCUUUAACGAUUUGUUUAAACGCUUUAACGAUUUCUACACUGUAACAGAUUAUUCAUAUGAUUUCCUGAACCUUAAGCUUGCAUACCUGUUUGGGGAGAUUUACGCUUGAGUGUGGGCUCAUUUUCCCAAAAACCGGCUGGUAAUUGAGCCUCGAGCGAAACCCAUUCGAGAGAAAGUUCAAAAGGAAGUCUAAAGCAUUCUUUUUCUGUUAAGGCUAAGUAAAAGAUGUUAAGUUUAUUGUAUUCAAUUAAUUCUCAAAUUUAAUUUUUGGCAACCAGAAUACUCAUUCUGGCGACCAAAAAUGAAAACUUGGGGGCAAGCUGGCCCCAAGAUUUUUUUCUCGAAGUCGAGCACUGUGCUAAAGUUCUGGUGCCUUUGUGUUUUUUAGUUUCAUCGUCACCUGUGAAAAGACCCUCAAAAUGGGACAGAGAAGAAAGGUAACUCAAUAAUAUUUUAUUUGCCUUUUUGUUUCCAAAGGGUUCAGUUUUCAUUGUGUUCCCUAUUCACCUUUUCUCCAUAAUACCUGUUUCGACAAUACUUAUAAGCUGAUCGCACACAACUUUUUUCAGGAGCCUCCUCUUGGUCCGAAACUGGUAUUUACAUGUAUUUUGUGCCUUGCUUUGAAGUUUACCUGUUAUCUUUUACAUACGAAUACACUCCUGAAUUGUUGUUUCUACUAGUACGUAAGGACUGAUUAAGAAGCAGCAUCAGGAAGUUGUUCUUUCUUUCUGCCCUUUGCAUUUUUUAUCAAGUUAUCAAGUUAUCAAGUGACCUAUCUUUCACAGUGUUAAUCUCUGCUUAUUGGGAAAAAUCAUAUAAACAUACAGCUGUAGUAGCCAUAAUGUAAGUGCGUGUAACUACUGUUAUUCAGCUGAAGGACAUUUACAUGCGUGUUACAUACAUGGUAUCAUGUAACGACAUCCUUAUGCCACAAGGAUGUGUGCAACAUUUCUUUAAAUAAGACAAGAAUAUUAUUAAUUUUUUCUUUUUCUUUUUCAGAACUCCCCUCUCUACAUCUGUAACCAUCAGUCCACAAAAAUUAGACCCUCUGAAGGAAAUUCAGUUGUUGAAGCAACAACAAGAACAACUUCAACAACUUCAGGAGCUUGAGAAACGUUUUAAGCAAACAUCUUCUGCAUCGUAUGCGUCACCUUCUUCAUCAGCUAGUUCUUCCACUUACAACAGCCAAACAGCAUCUACAACUUACAUGAGUGCAGAGAGAACACAUGCUGGGUUUCAAGACAAAAGUAAGUAUCAAUAUACCUUAACAGGAAACAAAAUAAUCCAUUGCAAUGUUCCAUUGUCUUCAAUGAUGUUAUAAGAUUUGAUGUUCACUUACUGAAAAUAAUGGAUCUACAAGCUACAACAUGGGGUUUCACUGAAAAGUUUGAAAUGCUGUCUUAACUCAUGGUCUUCUUAUGACCUGAAGACCAGGCUAGGUUACAUGGCAUUUAAAAUUAACCCAGGAUACAUGUAUGUCCUCUCCCCCCACUCCCUGAGUUGCACAUUUAGAAGGUUGUCCCAUACAGGUAAGAGUUUGAAUCAUUCCUAUUAAGGGAGGCACUCUCAGUUUAAAGGUGGAGGAGGUUCCCCUCCCCUCCCCCCCUGCAUUGCACAUUUAGAAGGUUGUUCCAUACAGUAACCUCCAUUCCUAUUAAGGGAGGGACUGCCCGUUUAAAUGCACAUGUAGAUUGCUUCUUUAAUCCCCUUCCUGAACCACCUAUGAAACAAGGACAUGGGACAGAACACAAUAUGAUCAUGGGUGUAAUGAGCACACAAGACAUUUUGUUGCAUCACAGUUUUGAUGUACACCUAGAUCAUAUGCCAUAGAUCAGACCAGCACACAUAUGGGCUGUAGCAAUCUAAUGUUUGAUUUGGGUGGGGGGGGGGUACAGUGGUAUAGACUUUACCUGGAACAACAUUGAAAUCUCAUGGUUAUGUUUUAGGUUCUACCGAGAAAACUAUGCAACAGAAGCCAAAGAAACCACCUUGCAAGUUCUUUCCCAAGUGUCGCUUUGGAAACAACUGCCAUUUUCAACAUCCACCUUGCAGUUCGGGCUCAAGGUUAGCUCUAAAAAUAAUGUAGGAACAAUGUUAAUGAAGGGGUAUGCAGAGCCUUACUGUAAGUGGAACCUGAUCCAGUGUGAUAUACAAGCAUAUACAAGCAUAAUUAUUGAAAAGCGAAUCUGGCAAUAAUUAUGUCAUAAGUCGUUUAGGGCUUUUUUACACUCACCCUUUGUACUCAGUGGAAAUUAUGACUUUAAUUGAGAUACAGAUCUUGCCUUUUCACCAGUGCACACCAGAGAGAGGUUGUCCAAGGUACAUGUGUACUAAGCCUUUACUUCCAUUUUUGUUUAGAUGCCAAGCAUGUUUCCUCUUUUUCUCUUCACUUAUUUGUGGCCACCUGAUUUUUGACAGAAAAAAAUACAAUUGUAUUAUGCAAUUCUUAUUUUUUACACAGACCGUUAAUGGCAUUUUUUUUUUUAGAAAACCAUUAAUGGGAAGAAUUUCCAUUUCACAAAAUCAUCGGGACCAUUAAAUUUUUUAUUUACAGUGUAGUAAAUUUUAGAAUUCAUAUUAUCCAAAAGUGUUUUUUUCCUUUUUUGCUGCAGCAUUUCACAUCUAUAAAACUUCUUUAGGUCAAGUUUUUGCACAGUGUUGAACAUCUUUUACAACAAGGCACUGAAGGAGUACUUUUUCUCUUUCAGAUGCACAAGUGUUGAUUGUAUAUUUGACCACAGUGCUGAUCCCACAACUGAAGAAACUCCAGAGGAACCACAAUACCCAGGUACACUGCUCACCUCUGUUAAAGGACUAAGACUAUUAUAAAUUAUUAUUAUAUUUAGGCAUUGAACUUUUUCCCAUUGUUUGUUGCAAUCUAUGGCAAGGAUUGGUAGAGAUUUAAACUUGACAAAGUUGGCCCAUCUUUUUCAAGGUUUAAUGCUACGCCUGCAAAAAUCACCCCCCCAAAAAACAAAUCAUUAUGGUUAGUGCUCCCUGAUGAAAUUUGUUUGAUAUUAUGCUUCAUAACAUUACAGGAGCAUUUUGAGUCCUUAAACCUAUCACUCCCAGAGUUAAUUGAUGGGCAAUUAUGGUUAAUACCGGUAAUUACCAUUAUUAAUUUUGCUGUUACCUUUUGUUUUUAGAAUUAGAGGCCUUUACUGAGACAACUGAAACAUUCAGUGGAGUCAUGUCACAGUUUUCGUCGAGAGGAGACCAGAUUCCUGGUAUAGGAGAUGGUGAAUUCCCCGUGGUACCUGCCAAACCAGAAGAGGAGUCUGUAGAAGGUCUGUUGACAUAACUCUUUCAUUCCUAAACUCAAAUGUCAUCGAAAAUCCCAUAUUUCAUGUAGAGUAAUAAUAUUAUUGAAAAAUCACUUAUGCUACACUAGAACACUCAUUUCAUCCACAGACUCAAAAGUUAGAACCACCUUGUACAGCAUACUAAACAGUACCACAGGAAAGUAUUGCUCAGCAUUUUUUGUUUGAAUGGUCACACCAUAGCAUUUUGUCAACAGACUCAAAAGUUAAAACUACAUUACCUGGUACAUGUCCUUGAAGUUGCCUCAGCCAAAUUUUGAUUACAUGUAUUCCUUAUUUUAGUUGAUGACAAAUACCAGCUUGGAGAUGGUAGUUACCAGGAAAACAAUUAUGAGGUAAACAUAAAGUUUAAUGGUUUUAGUCUGAGCCAAUGCAAAACUUUAAGCUGAAGGAAAAGUUGGCCAAAAAUUAAAUAUCUGCUCUAGGCUAAACUAAAAUUCAAAUUCAGAUUUUUGCAACCUCCCUAAUCUAUGUGCCACAAUGCAUGUAACUGUCACAAAUGAUAUGCCGUAUGGGUAUCUGCCACUUCCACAUACAGUGUAUGUGUACCACAAGAAACCCAUUAUGAGUUUCUGGUACCACACAAUAGCCAUUUUGCACAUUGACAUUAGAAGGGCAAAUUUAAGCUGCCAAGUUCAAUUAAUGUAAAUUGCAAAGUUUACAUGAAUGAAUAACUUUAGGCAGUAGAGUUGAAAAGAAUACCCGGAUAGAAAGAGUAUGAAUGCGAAAAUUUUUGUUUACAAACACGACUUGCUUGUCUAACACACACAUGUAUAAGGGCUGUGCUCUAGCAGCACCUGGUUGGCCCAUGGCGCUUAAGGUUUGCUCUGGGGCGACUAGAAAAUCUAUGUUUUUUUUUUUCACAGAAAUCAUAAUUAUGCUGGGCACCCUGCAUUUCACAGGUUCAGGGCACUGGGCUCCCUUCAAUUUUUCUUAGUAAGAGCAUAGCCUUGUGUAUAAGGGCUAUUCUUGGAGCAACUAACCCAGAGAUUAUGUUAAGUACUCUACUCUCUCAAUGUGCAAGGAAAGUCGUGUCUGAUAGCCCGGGGCUAGUGGAUUUUGCUAUCGGGCUAGUGAUUUCUGUUCUUAACUUGCGCAACGGGCUAGUACUGUUUUUUGGGGAAGUUCAGAUUACAAAAGGAUUGGAAUAAAUCCUGCCAAUCAAAAAGGGUUUUGAGAGCUAGUUGAAAUGACUUGUGGGCUAGUACAUGCUAGAUACAGCUUACCCGAAUCGCAGGCAGUAAAACAAACUUUCUUUGCACCCUGUCUCUUAAAGGCUCCUCAAGAUGACUACAUGGAGGUUGAAAAUGAACAGUAUACAGAAGGAGGAGCCGAUGAACAACAAUCAGUCCCUGAACAGACCACCCAAUCUGCAGCAGAUCAAGACAAAACACAUGGUGAACAAUGGCAGUGGCAGGCUGAAAAUGAAUGGGGAAGGCCUCCUUACCAUCAGGAACAUGCUGGUGAUGCAGGUAUUGUAAAUUCAGACUUGGCAAGCAUCGCUUACAAAUUGAAAUGGGCAGACAUACAGUACCUGAAACUCCAGAAAAUCUUCGAAUUUGCCCCUUUGGCCACUUAAAUGAAGUUGAAUGCGAAUCACACUUUCUAUUCAAUUGUAAUCUUUACAAUAGUCUUCAAUCUAACUUUUACAGGAACAUUAGUAAUAAUGUAGGUAAUACCAUGUACUUACGUGGGAAUACUGAAAUAAAGUUGUUGUUGUUGUUGUUGUUGUUAUUGUUGUACAUGAAUGAACAGUAAUCCAAAGAAGUUGAAAAUUUUUUCAGCUCGUGCAGUAGCGAAAACAAAAAAGUAAUGCAGCUUUUUGUGUGAAGCAACUACAGAUUAAUGGAUGAGUUGUGCAUAAACACCAUUGUUCUUUCUUAUUGUACUCCUCUUCAAGAGUAGAACUAUUUCUUUGAGACUCCUAACAGUUAGUACUCAGGUAAUCCUCAUUUCUCAAAUAAUUAGUACAUUUAGUUUGAUUACAGUAUUCUGCAUUAUGCAGAAAUAUAAUAACUAACUGUUGAAAACAGAAGGUUAAAUACCUGUCAUUACCCCCCAUGCCCUCACACUGGUGUGGAACCACAUCCAUCAUGCCACUCUUGACAUCUUUUUGAAACUCAUCUUGUGCUGGAGGAAGAGAUCUACCACACCACAAAACAAAAUUAAACACAAACUGACACAACUCCAGCAUGCAAAGAAAGUAGUGUCUGAUAGCCCAGGGCUGGUGGAUUUUGCUAUCAGGCUAGUGAAUUCUGUUUUAAAUUGCCUGAUGGGCAAGUGAUGUUUUUUUGAGCAAUUCAAAUAACAGAAGAACUGUGAAAUCAAUUCUGCUAGUCAACAAGUUUUUGGGGCUAGUUAAAAUGAUGUCUGGGCUAGUAAAUGCUAGCUUCAGCAUGCCCUAAUGGCAAGCUGUAAAAAUGAUUUUCUUGGCACCCUGCAACUCUCACUCAUUUCAUUCUGAACUGUUCACUAAUAGUUAUUAAUUUCUAUCUUGCAGGCCCCUCUCAGGAGUCAGAUUGGCCAUCGGCUAGAGGCAGGUUCUCCAGAUGGGGUGAAGGUGAACCUCCUCCAGGAAGAGAGGGGAGGAUGCCUGUACCAAGAGAGGGUGACACUGAAGGUUCAGGUGACAGACGAGAUUGGAGAGCACCCCUUGAGAGAGAUGAGUGGGGACGUCCAAGACCUCCUCACCCAAGAGAUGAAAGGGAGAGUGCCCUUGGAAGGCAUGAAAGAGACAGAAGGCCACCAUUUCCUGAUGAGCUUGGCAGAGGGCCACCGUUCCCUUCUGAUGAACGGGGAAUGAGACCCUCCUGGUGGGACGAGCGUGAUGGAAGACCUCCAUUUCCAAGGGAUGAACAAGGCAGACCACCUUAUUUAAGAGAUGAAAGAGAGAGGCCUCCUUUUCCACGAGAGGGUUGGGAAGAAAGACCUCCUUUCAUGAGAGACAGAGACCUUGGGCCACCUUUCAGAGAUGAGAGAGGAACAGAGCCCCCUGCAGAAAGAAUUGAAGGUGAAUCAGCUUCUAAAGAUGGAACGGAAGCCCAUGUACAGAAAGAGUCAUCUGAGAAAAAUGUAGCUCCACAACAUGAAAUUAAGAGAUCACCAGCUAAAGAGAGGCCACCCUUUCCAGUAGAUGAAAGAGAGCGGCCACCUUUUCCAAGAGAUGAAAGGGAACAGCCACCUUUUCCAAGAGAUGAGAGGGAUCGGCCACCAUUUCCAAGAGAUGAAAGAGAUCGGCCUCCAUUUCCCAGAGAUGAAAGAGAUCGGCCUCCAUUUCCCAGAGAUGAAAGGGACCGACCACCAUUUCCAAGAGAUGAGUGGGAUCGCCCCCCAUUCCCAAGAGAUGAGUGGCAUCGACCUCCUUUUCCAAGAGAUGGAAGAGAUCGGCCACCAUUCCCUCCAGGUGAUGGUGAUUUUCCAUUUCCACCAAGAGGUGCUAGGGAUCGUUGGCCACCACACCCAAGAGAUGACAGAGAAAGAUGGCCACCACAUCCAAGGGAGGAAGUGGAUGCAUGGGCUUGGGAACGAGAGCAUGGUCCUCCUGGCAGACCUUUAUCUCCCAGGGGAAGAAGUAGAAGGGGAAGACCCCCAUUCCAUGAAGAUUACAGGGGAAGACCCGUGUCACCACCUCCAUGGCCCCCAUUUGAUCAUCCCCAGAGGGGAUGGUCUCCUCCCAGACGUGAUUAUCGGGGAAGAUCUCCACCCCGUGAAGAAUUUGAUCGAUUUGGCCGGCCACCACCCCCACGUGAUGCUGAUUUCUUUGAUGACCGAGGCAGACCACCACCACGGGAUUGGGAUCGAGAAGACUGUGAGUUUCUGAAUAUUAUAAUGUAUCAGUAAUGAAUUAAUUAAGUCUUCUUUGUAACUCUAAAGGAGCAUUUUGUGUAUGUCUAAAUAAUGACUUUAGCACAGAAGUGAUCUUAAACAGCAAUAUCCUUGUGACAUAACCCCUUUUAAGAUGAAAUGUUCAUUGAGACAAAGAUUUCUGCAUCCAUAUGCAAGUGUGAUUCUCUUCAAAUGUGUAAUUUUGACAUAAUCGGGAACGCAAUGUUUGAUACAUUUGUUCAGUACAUUAACCUUCACCAAGGAAGACCAUUUGAUGUUGCAAGGUUACUUUGAACUUUUAAAUUUAAUAUUAGGGAGAAGACCACCCGAUGAUGAGAGAUUCCGAGAACGUCAUCAUCCAGAUGAUCGAUGGCGAAGAUCACCCCCACCCUAUAGGGAUCAUCCAGAGCACUUCCCCCCUGAUCGCCCUAGAGAGUGGCCAAGAGACGAAAUGAGGGGUCCAGAUGAGAGGUUUGUUAAUCAUGGCUUCAUACACUCCUUGAAAUAUUGGAAUGGUAACCAACAUAAAAGCAUUAAUCAUAACUAUAACAAAAUUGUCAAAUCUGUUUGGUUAUCAACUGUCCUGAUUUCAGCACUAAUAGGACAUUGAAUAGGAUGGCAUGUAUCAUGCCUGUAAUUGGACAGUAUGCGCCAUCACACGCUUGGGCAUAAACCGCUUUUUUUCACUGCUAGCAAAAAAACUCUCGGAAUUUCCCCGGCAACUAUGAACGUGGCCCCUGGCUACUUUAAUAGGAAAAUAAAAGAAAAAUAGAACCAAAAGAAACCCCCUAGCUGUUUGAUUCUCCGUCUACUUGUUGCAUUUACCUGGCAACUUGAAAUCUUAGUCAUCCCAACAAUUUUUGAAAUGUUACCUUCUCUUUCACAUUAAUUUCCCUUUUUCAAGGGUCAGGUCAAAUUCCAAUACCUUAAUUUCAUGAAGCAUUAAUUUCCUAUAGUGAAGUAUUUAAGUUUUUCGAACAGAUGGUAUGAUGAGCAAGCUCCUACAGAUAGAAGACCACCCCAUGAUGACUACUAUAGAGACAGACCCCCGUAUCCUGAAGAUCGCCCUAUGCAUGACCCUGCUAACUACCCACCCCACCCUGAAGAAGCUGGACACCAGAAUGAACCGCCCAGGUUUGAGAAGAAGGCCGAGGUUGUUCCUGUUGAGAGUAUUCUUGAUUCUCCAGGAAGAGAAUCCAGACCUGAUCGGGUAAAUAUGCCAACCGUCUCAUUUAUUAUUGUGCCAGCUACCAGUUCCAUAUGUUUACAUGUACUUCUAUAUUUUUGUUGUUGUUGUUGCAUUGUUAGCCUUUAUGGAAUAUGAAUUCCUGUAAUUUGUGUUCAUAAAAUUCCGCAUUUUUUUUGUGUGAAUCCUUUUAAGGUCAGAACAUGCUAGGCAACAUGUCACUGCAAUAGGUUGCUGUGACAAAUCACUCCCUGUGUACUAGUUGGGGAUAACUUGAUGCAACAAGUUGCUUGACAUGUCACAGCAACAAAUUGCUUCGUGUGUCUCAGCAACAGAAUUGCACUUGAUUUUGUACGAUCUGGUUGCGGAGACAAAGACUUUCACAAAAAUUCUCCAGUACACAUGAAUUGAUUUGUUGCGGCGACAUGUCGCCUCAUCGUGUUGCUGCAGCUUGUCAGCCAGUGUUUUCCUACCUUUAUCGUUAAAUUUCUUUGUUGCAGAUUGUGAUUAUUCUCAGAGGGCCACCAGGGAGUGGUAAAACCCAUGUAGCCAGGCUGAUAAAGGUGAGUUAAAUUAUCCGUUCUAUUAAGGUUUGAUUGUAGUUGGAGCAUUGUUGUCAUGACUAACGGCAUCAUCAUCAUCAUCAUCACAACCUUUUAUCGUCAUCACUGCAAUCAUCAUCAUCACCAUCAUCACCUUUAUCAUAUUUAUCAUUACAAUCAUCUUCAUCACUAUCUCCCUUCAAAUAAUAACAAUAAUAUUAUUUACUGAAGUGGAGGUGGUCUAGUGGUGGAAAUUUACCAAGCUGCAAAUAAUUGUUUUAGUAUACUAAAACAAUGAGAUAAUAUCGAAGAAAAAAGUCAUUUACUGCUGCCUGCGAUUACAAUUUUGGAGUGCAAGUGAGAUUGGUGUUGCUCGCUUGGAGGAGCUGGUGGUGAAUCAGUGAAUAGCAUUGGAUAUCCCGAGUUUGAGUAGCCAAUCAGAGUGCACAAAAACACCAUCCACAGUUUUAGUACAUUUUUGUAUUUAUCAUAAUCUUAAACAAGCACCAUUAACAUCUUCACCCCCUUCAUCAUCAUCCUAAGUCUUAAAUAUUUUCUUCUGCUGCAGGACAAGGAAGUGUCUUAUGGAGCUCAUGCACCCAGAAUAUUAGCCCUAGAUGAUUACUUCUUAAUGGAGGUUGAGAAAACAGAAAAAGACCCAGACACAGGGAAGAAAAUCAAGAAAAAG